GGAAAAUAGCAUCAUUUGCUCGGGCGGGAAAAUCCCAGCAGACCAGACGCCAUUUCCCCGCCUGUUCUUUCCAUCUCCAAUCCCUCUCUCCUCAGCAAACCAACUAAAACUCUAGAAAGGCCAUGAAACCCUAACCCUAGCUUCCAUGGCUCCAAGGAAGAAAUCCUCCUCUUCAUCCAAGAAAUCAAACCAAAUCCACCAGUCCCAGCCUUCCAAGUUCGGAAUCCAGCAUUUCUUCGAUCGUCACACCCAAUCCGCUGCUACUUCGACUCCUCCUCAUCCUCCUCCAAAUCCCCCAGAAAUCCCGAAUUCCCAAUGUCCCAAUCCCCUAAACCUUACUCCAAACACGAAUCCCGCAGAUCCACCGAAAACCACCUCCAAUGCCGAAGAGAAUCUGUCUGAGAUCUCACCGGAUGUCUCCAAAUCAGUAUCUUUCAAGCGCUUCAAGUUCUCACCUGGAAUGUUGAUAAAGCAGACACAAGAUGAUGGAGGCGAGGAGGUCACGUGGAAGAUUUCUCCGGUGAAUGAACGGCUUCGAUCCGUCACUAAGAAUUUGCCAGAAAUGAUGAGAGUGUUGUCGGAUGCUUCGAAGCUGAAUACACUUCACCCAUGUUCGCAAAAACAGAGUUCUCCUUGUUCAUCUGGAAAGCUUGAGAAAUGGCUUUCUUCUCCAACACUAAAGGCCCCUGAAAGAUCCUCAUCCUUCACAAAGAGGGUAUCUUUUGAAGCAUUUGAUCAGGAAAAGCAGACAGAGGUUUGUAAUGGUCUUGGAAGCAGGGCUGACCCAAACAUCAAUAGCAUCGUAAACACGCAGAGUCCAUUUAGAACUCCCCCAUCUAUGUCGUAUUGUCCUGCUGAGUCCAAUGUCGGUGUUGUCUGUAAUGGAGAAUCUGAUCAUUCAGAUUCACGACAGCACAGAAAGGCAUUGCUUGAACUUUUAGAUCAAGUGGAAGAUGUCAUUGCUGUUGAAGAACCAGUAUUUAAUCACGCAAGGGAAUAUUUAUUGGAUGAUCAGGAUAAGAUGUCUCAUGAGAUGUCUGUGGGAACUGAUCCUCUGGAGAAAGCAUUAAUCAUUCCGUCAGAAAGGGUUUGUCAUGGUCAUUCCAGUGUAACUUUUCUUGUAUUGGAGGUUUCUGAGAAGUGCAGAGGUCCAGAUCCAUCAUGUGCCCAAAACCCUUUUAAGGUCCUUCGGUUAUUGAAUGAACACAGUGGAGAAGAGCGGAUUUUGCACUUGUAUGAUGAAUGGUUUUACAGUCUCAUUGGACCUGGAGAUACUUUAAAUGUGAUUGGAGAAUUUGAUGACCAGGGAAAAUGCAUUGUGGACCGUGAUGACAAUCUUGUCAUCAUUCAUCCGGACAUACUUGUGUCUGGAACACGGGUUGCUGCUAGUUUCACAUGCCCAAGACGCACCGUCCUUGAUGAGAGGCUCAAGUGUAGUGAGCAUUCAACUGCAGCAUUAAUUGGUACCUUGCUUCAUCAAAUUUUUCAGGCUGGUCUACUUCACGAGUUUCCAACAAGAGAUUUCUUGGAAGAAUAUGCAAGAAUAGUGCUUCAGAAAAAUAUUGAGAGCUUGUAUGCAUGCGGAGUGAAUGAGAAUGAUAUACAUGCGAAACUAUUUGAGGCGAUUCCUAGAAUAUUAAAUUGGCUCACUUGUCUUAGGAAUCCAAAGGAACCAAGAAUCAGUACUGUUGAUUUUGGAUCUAUUGAUGGGCAGAAAGAGGUCAGAAUAACUGAGGUUAUAGAUAUUGAGGAGAUGGCAUGGGCUCCAAGAUAUGGACUGAAAGGAAUGAUUGAUGCUUCUAUCCGUGUAAGGAUAGAUUCUGAUGUUGAUGGAUCUAAUGAGAAAGUCAUCCCUUUGGAGUUUAAAACUGGAAAAGGAACCAGUGGUCAGUCUGCUAUGGAACACUGUGCCCAGGUGAUCUUAUACACUCUUCUAAUGUCUGAAAGAUAUUUGAAGGAUAUCAACUUUGGUCUUCUAUAUUAUCUCCAUACAGAUCAGACGCGGGGGAUUCCAGUUAGAAGAUCUGAUGUUGUUGGACUAAUCAUGCGCCGUAAUGAACUCGCAACUGAUAUUCUUAAGGCAUCUACGACACAGCUUCUGCCUCCAAUGUUACGAAAUCCAAACACGUGCAAAGGCUGUCGCCACCUCAAUGUCUGCACUGUCUAUCAUAAGGUGCAUGGAGGCAACGCUGAGAGUAGUGGACUCGAUGGUGUGUUUGAGUCAUACAUUGAACACUUAACCAGUGCUCACUUUGAUUUCCUUCGACAAUGGGAUCGAUUAAUUGAUUUGGAGGCCAAAGAGACACAGGUUGCAAAGAGAGAAAUGUGGCGUUCAUCUGGUUUAAGGAGAGGGCAGAACACCAACAGCCUCUUUUCCAUGAUUCUUGAUGUUUCAAAUGAAUCCUUACCUGAAACAUCAUCUAAAGAUGGCCGUUUCUUUUAUCGUCUUGUGCGUCAAGAGUCACCUCCCUACAAUUCAGAGAUGCAAAGUGAAGACAAACUGAAUGCUGCCCCACCUAUAAUUAGCAACUUGGAUUGCACCCUCAAGCGUGGCGAUCAUGUGAUACUUAGCACAGAAUCUGGGCGUGUAGCAGUUGCAAAUGGAGUCAUAGCUGACAUUGACCGUUUUCAUGUUUCAGUCUCCUUGUCUCGAAAGCUAAGGCUUCCAGGGAGCAGCCCUUCUUCCGAGAAAGAAGAUCUCAUGCAGGAAGUUUGGCAGAUUGACAAGGAUGAAUUUGCUUCCUCCUAUGCAAUCAUGAGAUUCAACCUCACUCAACUGUUUGUACAAAGUGCGCGAAGUUCUCAUCUCAGGAGGAUGAUUGUUGACCUAGAGGCACCGAGGUUUGAUAGUGGAGGCAUAUUCAGUCAGGACCCAGCAAUAUCAUAUGUUCGGUCAGAGAAGAAUAUGAAUGAUGAUCAGCGAAGAGCUAUUCACAAGAUACUUACAGCGAAGGAUUAUGCUCUUAUUCUAGGAAUGCCUGGAACAGGCAAGACAUCCACCAUGGUGCAUGCUGUGAAGGCAUUAUUGAUGCGAGGUGCUUCCAUUUUGCUUACGUCCUACACAAAUUCAGCUAUUGAUAAUUUGCUUAUCAAGCUGAAGGGUCAGGGCAUAGAUUUUGUACGUCUUGGAAGAGAUGAAGCAGUGCAUGAUGAAGUUCGUGGAAAUUGUUUUUCAGCAACAAAAACACAUAGUUUGGAGGAAAUUAAACUGAGAAUCAACCAAGUCAGUGUCGUUGGUGUUACCUGCUUGGGGAUAAACCAUCCCUUGCUUGCACACAAGAAGUUUGACAUAUGUAUAAUGGAUGAAGCUGGACAGACAACCCUGCCUGUAUCUUUAGGGCCAUUGAUGUUUGCUUCGACAUUUGUUCUUGUUGGAGACCAUUACCAGCUACCCCCACUUGUUCAAAGCACAGAGGCCCGGGAAAAUGGGAUGGGGAUUAGCUUGUUUUGCAGGCUUUCCGAAGCUCAUCCUCAGGCAAUUUCAGCUUUGCAAUGCCAGUAUCGCAUGUGUGCUGGUAUUAUGGAACUAUCAAAUGCCCUGAUAUACGGAAACAGAUUGCGUUGUGGUUCAGGCAAAAUAGCAAAUGCCAAGCUUGAGUUUUCAAGUGCAAAGCAUAUUAUGUCAUGGCUAAAGGAGGUCCUGGAUCACAACAAGUCAGUUGCAUUUAUCAGCACAGAUAUGCUGCCUGCUUUAGAAAAAAAGGAACAUAAGGCUGUAAACAACCCAACUGAAGCGUACAUUGUCAAAGAGGUUACUGAGGAGCUGUUAAACAGAGGCAUUCUUGGGGAUGAGAUCGGCAUCAUUACCCCCUACAACUCACAGGCAAAUCUCAUCCGGCGUGUUGUUGGCACACCAUCCGUGGAGAUACACACCAUUGACAAAUACCAGGGAAGGGAUAAAGACUGCAUAUUAGUGUCCUUUGUAAGAUCCAGUGAAAAUUUACGGGCUUCUCAUUCUACUCUGCUUGGGGACUGGCAUAGGAUCAAUGUGGCUAUAACUCGUGCAAAGAAGAAGUUGAUCAUGGUCGGAUCAUGCAAAACCCUUUCAAAGGUCCCAUUGCUAAAGCUUCUGAUCAAGAAGGUUGCCGAGCAGUCUGGCAUUGUGAAUGUCUCAAAGGCAGAUAUCCAUUACCUUGGAGAGUUGAAGAAAUGCUCUCAGGUGAGUGUAUAAAAGUAGGCGGUUUUCUGUUUUCCCAAAAUUUUGUCAAUGUUUGUUUGUUUGUUUUUUAAAAUUCUUCUUAUUAUUAUUUUUUAACUUUUUUGUAAGCAUCCAUAACCAGCUGUGCUAUUCAGCUGGAGACCACUGUUUUUGUGUUCCAUCUGGAAAAUGCAAAUUAGUUAAAAGAAAAGGAUUUUGAUAGCUGACAGAA
Molecule: messenger RNA, 4370 nt
Organism: Magnolia sinica
Lineage: Eukaryota; Viridiplantae; Streptophyta; Magnoliopsida; Magnoliales; Magnoliaceae
Product: DNA replication ATP-dependent helicase/nuclease JHS1
Exons: 34
Coding region: 146-4171 (1341 amino acids)
Biological process (GO): replication fork reversal
Cellular component (GO): cytoplasm
Molecular function (GO): single-stranded DNA helicase activity; 5'-flap endonuclease activity
Source: RefSeq, a predicted model, not a curated record